AUGGUUUCCUUUCACAAGCUCAGUUCGUUAGUCUUAGUAAUUGCUUUAGUUAUCGUCAGUCAUUCAAUCCGGGGCGGAAAUGUCAAGAGUAAUUCUGCCCAACUUCUUACGGAAGCUGGCCCGGACUCCGCCCGAUUUAUUAUCUCUUUAGAUCCCAAGAACCCACGCGCAUUAGCGGACCUUAAAGUCAAACUUGCCCAGUCUAAGGUUAACUACAAAAUUGUACACGACCUAACUCAAGUGCCGGCUGUGUUCUACGGUGUUUCAGUGGAACUGUUGGACAAGAAACAGGUCAAGCUUUUACUGGGCAUACCCGGCAUCCGAGACGUAAAACAAGCGGGAUCGAUCGCUCGAGGGCCCACUAUACCGGGAAACAUUCAAUCUAAACCUCUGACGACGACAGUGCAAAAGUUUCCACCCCAUCUUCAGACAAAUAUCAGCAUGCUUCAUAAGCAAGGUAUAUAUGGGGCAGGGGUCAAGCUAGCUAUAAUUGAUUCUGGAAUAGACUGCACCCACCCAGCAUUCGGUGGUGGUUUCGGAAAAGGGAAAAAGAUUUCUUUCGGCAUGAGCUUUGUCGAAAACGAUGAUCCGCAAUCUAAGUUAAAUCGUGGAGCAAUACCUAAUCCCUGCAGUGAUUGUGGUUACCAUGGAACACACGUUGCUGGUAUAGUUGCCGCUAAGGACGUUGGUUUCGGCUUUCAAGGAGUGGCUCCGGAUGUCACACUUGGGAUGUAUCUUUUUGGUUGCGACCCUUAUGGUCCAGACGACGUGAUAGUAAGGGCGCUGUUACAAGCUGAGCUUGAUGGAGCGGACAUAAUUUCACUAUCUUUGGGUUCAUCAGGAGGGUGGUCCGUCGGAAAAGAUAUAUUAGAUGUCAUCAACAAUUUAGUUGAAAAGAAGGGUAAAAUAAUAGUCGUUUCUGCCGGUAAUGAUGGGACGGAUGGGUUAUUUUCUGCCUCUUCUCCAGCCUCUGCCAGGGGUGCCAUUUCCGUUGCCUCUGUAGAUUCCAGCUCACCAAUGUCCAGGGAACUUGAAACCUCGACAGGUCAAAAUUUGAGUUAUUACAAGAAUCAAGUUUUGCCUGAUGCAAGUUACCCUGUUUACUUCACCUCGGAUGAUCUCUUGAAUGAGGAUGAUGCCUGUCUGCCACUGCCUUCGAAGACCCCAGACCUGGCCAAUUAUGUCGUACUGAUCAAAAUAGGGAGCUGUUUUAUAUCUGAAAAGGCUCUCCAUGCUCGAGCAAAAGGAGCGAAGCUUAUAUUCUUUUACAUGAAAACAAGACUUGUUGUCUCAAUGCACAGUCAGGUAUUGGGUGCAACCGUUGCAGGAAUUUCCUUGGAAGAUGCAAAGUACAUAGCCGCGGAAUCCAAAAAGAAUCCCAAAGGAUUCCGUUUGAUAAUCAAUUCAGCAAACAAGCGCACCACUAUUCUACAGCCGGGAUUGAUAAGUCCAUUCUCAUCGUUUGGCCCAAGCUUUGACUUUGCCAGCCCCCAACCUGCGAUAUCAGGAAUCGGCGGUAAUGUGGUUUCAACUCUCCCAAUGGUAUCCGGGGCGUAUGGCAGUGCCAGUGGGACUUCGAUGGCUGCCCCUCAACUUGCAGGGAUAGCAGCUCUCAUAUUGAGUCACAGAGGCAAAGCAGGCUUCGAUGGUUACACCAUGCGAGAUCGCUUGACUACUUCUAGUCGGAUCAUCAACUACUCUGCAUUCAGACACCAGCCACACACUGUUUCACAUCAGGGUGGCGGUCUUGCAAAUGCCUGGUGUGCCGUGAUGGCAAACACGAUAAUAACAAACGCACAUAUGGCACUUUUUGAUUCAACAUCUUUCAAACCGGAUCAAGAAAUCAAAAUAUCCAACACAGGCAAAACCGCUGUCCAGUAUCAUCUAACACAUCUUCCGGCGGUAUCUGUCAAGACGUUUGGAUCUCAUCAAAAGUUCAAUCGUCCUGAUGUCACUCCUGAUAUCGAGGGGAAUGUAGCAGAUGCCGUGAUUACGCCACAGGUGUUUAGUCUAGCUCCAGGCGCGAAGCAGUCCGUCAAGAUCCGGUUCACGCCACCCAAAUCUGAUACCCGUGAUCUCAUCGUUUAUUCGGGAUACAUCAUUCUAACCGGGGACGUCGAGUGUGAAAGCCACAAUGUGCCAUAUUACGGUGUUGUGGGGUCACUUAAGGAACAAGAAGUCUUAGACCGCGGCCCAACAGGAGUAUCCACCACGAGGUUCCCAUUUGUAGGCCUAAAAGCGGAGGAAGAGAAAGCCGACAGCUUACUCGAUAUCAAGACGACUGAUUUUAUCUGGAAACUAAGAGAGCAUGCCUCUUUGUAUAUACGGUUCAGGACAGUCUUUGGCUCGUCAGUAUUGCGUAUGGAUGUGAUCGCGGGGGGUGCAAAUCCAUCACCCUCCAAAAUCCCAAAGGCUUCCACCUUUGCGACAAGUUUUGGAGGAGUCAAACUUAUCGGAAUGAUUCCUAAUGGAGAAUUUCACGCCGUGUCUCGCUCUGGCCCUGGGUUCGAUGACUUAUUCAGAACCAUAUGGGAUGCUGCUGUUGUCACUGGGGUCGUCAAUCAGAACCUCACCCCCUUGCCAGCUGGCAAAUAUAGGAUACUGAUAAGGACUUUGCGUGUCAGCGGCAACAAAGACCUAGAGACUGAUUUCGAUUUCUGGGUUUCGCCCACGUUUACGCUGGUCAGAUGA
Molecule: messenger RNA, 2691 nt
Organism: Puccinia triticina
Lineage: Eukaryota; Fungi; Basidiomycota; Pucciniomycetes; Pucciniales; Pucciniaceae
Exons: 20
Coding region: 1-2691 (896 amino acids)
Biological process (GO): proteolysis
Cellular component (GO): cell wall; cytosol; membrane
Molecular function (GO): tripeptidyl-peptidase activity; serine-type endopeptidase activity
Source: RefSeq, a predicted model, not a curated record